AGCGGAGAGCGGGGCCGAGCUUGAGUCGCUGGGAGCUGCAAGCGGAGGGGCGGGCGGAGCUGGCCAUGGCGGAGAAGUUCGACCACCUGGAGGAGCACCUGGAGAAGUUCGUGGAGAACAUUCGGCAGCUCGGCAUCAUCGUCAGCGACUUCCAGCCCAGCAGCCAGGCGGGGCUCAGCCAGAAACUGAACUUUAUUGUUACGGGCUUACAGGACAUAGACAAGUGCAGACAGCAGCUGCACGAUAUCAUGGUGCCUCUGGAAGUCUUUGAAUAUAUCGAUCAAGGUAGAAAUCCCCAGCUCUACACCAAAGAGUGCCUGGAGAGGGCUCUGGCCAAAAAUGAGCAAGUUAAGGGGAAGAUUGACACAAUGAAGAAAUUUAAAAGCCUGCUGAUUCAGGAACUUUCUAAAGUAUUUCCAGAAGACAUGGCCAAGUACCGGAGCAUUCGGGGGGAAGAUCACCCCCCCUCCUAAGUGUGUGAAGACCCCACACCCUUUAAUUGCCGGACUGAUCAGUGAGAAGCUGUGCCUGCCGACGCUGCCUUCCAGCCAUGUGAACUGGCCUUGCGCCUACCUCCAGCUCCCAUCCUCUUGACCUUGUGGGACACGGACUGGAGGAGCAGAGCUGUGCCCAGCUGUCCUGCAGCUCACAGACCCUUAGGUGGUCCCUUCUUUCUUUGGGGAAAGCAGGCAGGAAGACAGCCUUGCUGAAAUGUGACGUGGGAUUGGGAUCCUACUUGACGUUCUCUUCUUAUGUACUCUGUUCUGUUACAGUAUCAUGAGACAAAACUGGGUUUUAUAUUUCACAUUUUCAGAUGUGGUGCGUAAGAAUGCAAUUGUUUUCAUGAGUUUCAACUAGAUAGAAUAAAGUCUUAAGUUUUACAUG
Chionomys nivalis (European snow vole) is the source of this 885-nucleotide messenger RNA. It is a transcript of the gene Med10, whose product is annotated as mediator complex subunit 10. Gene Ontology annotation, biological process: positive regulation of transcription by RNA polymerase II. NCBI's taxonomy places the organism in Eukaryota, Metazoa, Chordata, Mammalia, Rodentia, Cricetidae. Bases 66 to 473 code for a protein of 135 amino acids. The transcript has 4 exons. Gene Ontology annotation, cellular component: chromatin; mediator complex. The record is from RefSeq and is a predicted model, not a curated record. Gene Ontology annotation, molecular function: transcription coregulator activity.